Drosophila virilis is the source of this 1467-nucleotide messenger RNA. Its product is annotated as short-chain specific acyl-CoA dehydrogenase, mitochondrial. Gene Ontology annotation, biological process: butyrate catabolic process; fatty acid beta-oxidation using acyl-CoA dehydrogenase. Gene Ontology annotation, molecular function: flavin adenine dinucleotide binding. Lineage: Eukaryota; Metazoa; Arthropoda; Insecta; Diptera; Drosophilidae. The record is from RefSeq and is a predicted model, not a curated record. Gene Ontology annotation, cellular component: mitochondrion.
GCUCGAAGGCUUUCAGUGUGUGACGAAUUGUUGCUCGAAGCGGACGGCGUCAAAAGCUUUGUUCGCAUUCCAUACGCAACGCAGCUGAAGCUUGGACACAAUGCAAAAGCUCUGUAGAAGCGCAUGGGCGCUUGGUCAACGCACUGGCAACGGCUUCGGCGGCAGAGGCAUCGCCUCCCUGGCGGCGCUCUCGGAAACGCAUCAAAUGCUGCAAAAGACCUGCCGCGAUUUCGCUAAUGCGGAGCUGGCGCCGCACGCGAGACGCCACGAUCGCGAGGAGCUGCAUCCGGCGGAACAGGUGCGCCGCCUGGGCGAGCUGGGGCUAAUGUCGGUCGCUGUGCGGGAGGAGUACGGUGGCGCCGGGCUGGAUUAUCUGGCCUACGCCAUAGGCAUGGAGGAGGUGGCGCGCGGCGAUGGCGCCGUGUCUAUUGUAAUGGGCGUGAACAAUCUGUAUCUAGGCGCAGUGCAGCAGCAUGGCACGGAGGCGCAGAAGCAACAGUUUCUGGUGCCCUACACCCAGGGCCACCACAUAGCCUUCUAUGCGCUCUCGGAGCCGGGCAGCGGUUCAGAUGCCAGCGCCGCCAGCACCACAGCGAAAUUUAAUGCCAACGGGGAUUACCUGCUCAGCGGCACCAAAGCCUGGAUAUCCAACUCGAAGGAGGCCAGCGGCGGACUUAUUUUUGCCACCAUUGACAAAUCCCUGAAGCACAAAGGUAUUACAGCUUUUCUGACGGAGAAGGAUGUGCCCGGCCUGUCCGUAGGCAAGAAGGAGAGCAAGCUGGGCAUGCGGGCCAGCUCCACGUGCCAGCUGACGCUCGAUGAUGUGUGCGUACCGCAAUCCCAUGUGCUCGGAACGCCCGGCGGAGGCUUCAAGAUCGCCAUGGAAUCCCUCGACUGCGGUCGCAUAGGCAUUGCCGCACAGUCCACGGGCAUUGCGCAGGCGGCUCUCGAGUUGGCCGUCGACUAUGCGGAGAAGCGUGUAGCCUUUGGGCAGCGGCUGUCGCGAUUGCAAAUGAUUCAGCAGAAACUGGCGGACAUGGCGCUACGCGUUGAGACCGCUCGGUUGCUCACUUGGCGCGCCGCUUGGCUUAAGGACCAUGGACUGCCAAUCACCAAGGAGGCAGCCAUGGCCAAGCUGCACGCUUCCGAAACGGCCACCUACUGUGCGCAUCAGUGCAUCCAAAUCCUGGGCGGCAUGGGCUAUACAACAGAUCUGCCCGCUGAGCUCUACUAUAGAAAUGCCCGCGUCACGGAAAUCUACGAGGGCACCUCCGAAAUUCAGCGCAUUGUGAUUGCUAAUUGUGUAAUGCAAAGCAUUUACAAUUAGUUAAAAUAAACAAAUAAGAAAUUAGCAAUUGAGUCGAGCUUCUAUCGCCAUCUGCACUUUAAGUUGGCGGGCGAUAAGUUAUAUAAUCGAUUUAUAUAGAACUGCCAUGAAUAAUCAUUAAACGGCUAAUAUACACGAAA